Aethina tumida (small hive beetle) is the source of this 2226-nucleotide messenger RNA. It is a transcript of the gene Cyp4aa1, whose product is annotated as probable cytochrome P450 4aa1. Gene Ontology annotation, molecular function: iron ion binding; heme binding; oxidoreductase activity, acting on paired donors, with incorporation or reduction of molecular oxygen. The transcript has 11 exons. Lineage: Eukaryota; Metazoa; Arthropoda; Insecta; Coleoptera; Nitidulidae. Bases 729 to 2183 code for a protein of 484 amino acids. The record is from RefSeq and is a predicted model, not a curated record.
CAAAAAACAAAAUAUUCUUAUAAAGAAGAAAAAUAUCAAUUUUGUAUGGCGAAUAAAUAUUGGGAUAAGCUAUGUUAUUUUAUUUUCGCUUUAAUGCCAAAUUUAUCCUAUUUUGGCAUUAAGUUGGUGAAACGUUGGUGACUCCUGGAAGGCCAACAAAGAACAUUAAUCUUGUUGUCGCCAAACCAUAUUUUGUGGCUUUGGCUGUAUGCCAGGCUACUCGAUCCUGUAAAAAAAUGUAAUUUUGGCAACAUCCAGUUUUUCGAUACUUGGCAGCAGUCUAUUUUGCAUGUAUUUGUUGAUAUUUUGCAGCAUUUACAGUGUUAUCAAUAAAUUUAAAUACAGCGUUAAAUCAUAACUCCUUUAGAACGCUUUACCGUGUGUUUUAGGCAAUCCUUGUGUGAAGGCUCAUGUUUAAUGUGAAUAACUCGUUUUAAAUAUUACCCUGAACCAAUAUUCUACAGACCAAAACAGCCUUGUCGUUGCCAACAAACUAAUUUUGGACGGUCCGGACUUUUAUCUUUUUUCUAAAAUAUUUCCAGUUUGGUGAUUUAGGAAUAUUAAGUUUAUCUGCCACUUCACGUAUUGUUUUACUAUGAGAUUAAUUUUAAACACUAUCUCAUAAAUUUCACUAGUAAAUUUUUGUGUUUUUGAUUGAUAAUAUUUAAGAUUUCAAGUAGGUUAAGAUCGAAAAUAGUUAACUUGGAAACUGGCAACGUAAAAGCGAGAUGGACGGAAUUCAAAUUUUAUGGUUGAUUUUUGUUGUUGCAUUGUUGGUUUAUAAAUAUUUUAAAAACUACAUCAGGUCGGUUUUGUUGGCUCUUUCUUUGCCAGGACCUAAGCCCAUUCCACUUCUAGGUAACGUUUUAUUAGUUGCCAAAAGCUCUGCAUUAGUGAACUUAGGUUUAACAGUGUUUGCUUCUUACGGGAGGAUUUUCCGAGUUUGGGUGUCAUGUUUACCAUUUUUCUGUAUCUACGAACCCGAACAUCUUCAACAUGUUUUAAGUUGUAGUAAAAAAACGGAAAAGAACAUUUUAUACAAACUAAUGCACAAUUUUCUUGGAGAAGGGCUCAUUACUAAUAACGGAGACAAAUGGAGGUUGCACCGAAAGUUAAUUCAACCCUUUUUCCAUUUAAAUAUUUUGGAAAUGAAUCUGCCAUAUUUUAUUCAAGGCGCUCAGGAACUCGUUGAUAGGUUGAAGAAUAAAAGUGACGUAAACAUUACAACGUAUGUUAACGAAACUGUUUUAAACAUAUUAAACAAAUCCGUUUUGGGAAUAAAUCCGGCUGAAGAUUCGCCAUAUCGAAAGGGACAAAUAACUAUUCUGUACCGCACAACCAGACCUUGGUUGAUGCUGGAAUCACUUUUCAAAUUUACCUCUGCCUCCAAUAUGGAGGAUCAACAAAAAUCUAGUCUUCACGCUUACACUAGAAAAAUUUUAGAAGAACGUAAACAAUCUGCUAAUCUGGAUAAAAACAAUGUUUGUUUACUGAACAUGAUGUUAACCGAAUCUGGUAAAGAUGAUUCGAGUUUUACAGAAGAUGACAUUAUUAAUGAACUGUGCACUUUUAUGCUUGCUGGUCAAGAUUCGACCGGUACAGCAUUAGCUUGUGCUUUGCGGACUAUCGCUCAACACCAAGACGUACAAGAGAAAAUAAUGCAAGAACAAAACUCAAUAUUCACUACUAAAAACGAACAAAUUACUCUAGAUCACCUCAACAGCAUGAAAUACUUAGAGCAAUGCAUCAAAGAGAGUUUAAGACUUUAUCCUCCAGUUCCGAUGAUCUCCAGGAUAUUAACCCAGGAUGUUAAAAUAGAUAAAGAUAAUUGUUUGCCUGUCGGUUCCAACGUGUUUAUUUGCCCGUUUGUAACACAUCGAUUGCCUCACGUAUUUAAGGAUCCGCACGUCUUUAAUCCGGAUAGAUUUUCUUCGGAAGGAACUGCAAAAAUGCACCCAUACGCCUUUUUGCCCUUUGGUUUAGGUCAGAGGCAAUGUAUUGGGUAUAAAUACGCUUAUUUGGAACUGAAAACCAUUUUAUCGAUAUUUCUGAGAAGUUACCACGUAUCUUUGGCUGAAGAUAGUGAAGUUAGUUUGAAAUACAGGGUUACAUUAAGGAUUAAAGGAGGUGUCAAAUUACAUAUUGAACCUAGACAGAACAGUUUAGAUAAUCGAUGUCUUUAAAUUUGGUACUUUUAAUGUUAUUAAUAAACUUUUUUUAAGCAAA